Molecule: messenger RNA, 2097 nt
Organism: Penicillium soppii
Lineage: Eukaryota; Fungi; Ascomycota; Eurotiomycetes; Eurotiales; Aspergillaceae
Product: biotin--[acetyl-CoA-carboxylase] ligase BPL1
Exons: 4
Coding region: 1-2097 (698 amino acids)
Biological process (GO): protein modification process
Cellular component (GO): cytoplasm
Molecular function (GO): biotin--[biotin carboxyl-carrier protein] ligase activity
Source: RefSeq, a predicted model, not a curated record
AUGUCAACCCCAACGGGCAACAAUGCCAAUUUUAAUGGCAAAAGGCUCAAUGUUCUAGUCUAUUCUGGUUCGCUUACACAUUCCUCUGCCUGGCAACUCAGCCGUUUGCUGACCGACGACUUCCCGACAGGAACUGGAACUACCGUUGACUCAGUCCGUCAUUGCCUCUAUACACUCCGCCGCCUCCUCGCUCCCCACUAUGCUGUCAUUCCCGUAACAGGCGACAUGCUCCUCAAGGAGCCAUGGAUGACCACAUGUGCAAUGCUUGUCAUGCCCGGCGGCGCAGACUUGGGAUACUGCCGCACGCUCAACGGUGCGGGGAAUCGGCGCAUUGCGCAGUUCGUCCGCAAUGGCGGGAGAUACCUCGGUUUAUGUGCUGGUGGGUACUACGGAUCCAAAAAAUGUGAAUUCGAGGUUGGCGACAAGACCAUGGAGGUCAUUGGGGAUCGCGAACUGGCGUUCUACCCGGGUAUCUGUCGGGGCGGGGCAUUCCCAGGCUUCAUUUAUCAUAGCGAGGCGGGCGCACGCGCUGCAGGGAUCGACGUUGUCAAGGAAGCAUUGAGCAUUGGUACUGUUCCCGCAACCUUUCGGUCGUACUACAAUGGCGGCGGAGUCUUUGUUGACGCGCCGUUGCUCGCGGACAAAGGCGUGGAGGUUCUUGCGAACUAUACGGAGAAAUUGAAUGUCGAUGCUGGGGAGGGAGCUGCUGCUGUUGUCUACUGCAAAGUCGGUAGUGGCGCAGCAAUUUUGACGGGGCCUCAUCCUGAAUUCGCGGCUGCUAAUCUCGAUCCCAAAGCUGGUGGACCCGAAUAUGCGGAAAUGGUGGCGGCACUCGCUGCCGAUGACAAAGAACGUACGGACUUUUUGAAGGUGUGCCUAUCCAAGCUUGGGCUUGAGGUCACGGAAGAGUCAACAGUGCCUUCUUUGUCGUCAUUGCAUAUGUCUGGCGUCAAUGCUGAUGGUCCUAUGGAUAUUCUAUCGGGUCUUGGAGCGACAUUGACCAAAGAAGGGGAGUCCGAGUAUCUCAAAGACGAGCACGAUAAAUUCCGCAUUGAACGGCCUGGAACAUGGAACCUUGGCGAUCUGGAAGAGUCGCUUCCAGCCGCGCAAUCUACCGAGGGUAUUAUUGACUACCAGACUAUCACCAAGCGUCUUGUAUUCCAUGACGAUAUUCCAGACUCGAAACUGACCCCAUAUUUCAACCAUCAUGCAUUUUAUUCUAAUCUUCGUCAAAAUCAAGCCGAGUCUAAGGGAGACGCCUCAACUUUUGGAAACAAUCUGUUGUACGGAGAGGUAGUGACCAGCACGAACACUAUCCUUGAAAAAAACACAAAAUUGCUUCGUCAGCUGCCACAAGGCUUCACGGCGACAGCAACAGCGCAAAUCGCUGGCCGCGGACGCGGAUCCAAUGUCUGGGUUUCACCGGCAGGUUCUCUUAUCUUUUCAACCGUUGUGCGGCACCCAAUCGACAAGAUCCAGUCGGCACCGGUGAUUUUCCUUCAGUAUCUCUCGGCCAUGGCAGUGGUCCGAGGCAUCAAGAACUACGCAAGUGGCUACGACAAGAUCCCAGUUAAAUUAAAAUGGCCUAACGACAUUUAUGCAUUAGAUCCAGACGACCCUGAGCAGAAACGCUACACUAAGAUCUGCGGUAUUCUUAUCAAUUCCCAUUUCAUGUCGAACGAAUACAUCUCCGUCGUCGGCAUCGGUAUCAACGCCACGAACGCCUCCCCAACAACCGCCCUAACGACCCUCGCUGCACGCUACGCACCUCCCGGCGCGUCACCAGUCACACUCGAGAAGCUUCUGGCCCGCAUUCUGACCACUUUUGAGGGGCUGUAUACCCGCUUCUUGCGGACGGGCUUUGAUCGUGGAUUCGAGGCUAUGUAUUACCAAGACUGGCUGCACAUGCACCAGAUUGUCACCCUUGAGGAAGAAGGCGGCGCUCGUGCUCGUAUUCAGGGUAUUACUCGUGAUCAUGGUCUCUUGCUGGCUGAGGAGCUUGGGUGGAAUGAUCGGCCAACAGGCCGGGUUUGGCAGUUGCAAAGUGAUAGCAAUAGCUUUGACUUCUUCCGUGGGCUGGUUAAGAGGAAGGUGUAG